This is a messenger RNA of Nannospalax galili (Upper Galilee mountains blind mole rat), 1663 nucleotides long. RefSeq names its product zinc finger FYVE-type containing 19 (gene Zfyve19). Gene Ontology annotation, biological process: abscission; mitotic cytokinesis checkpoint signaling. Gene Ontology annotation, molecular function: metal ion binding; phosphatidylinositol-3-phosphate binding. Bases 121 to 1314 code for a protein of 397 amino acids. Gene Ontology annotation, cellular component: cleavage furrow; centrosome; midbody. NCBI's taxonomy places the organism in Eukaryota, Metazoa, Chordata, Mammalia, Rodentia, Spalacidae. The transcript has 11 exons. The record is from RefSeq and is a predicted model, not a curated record.
CUAAGCCCCAGCUGGGCAGUUUGUGAGCUUGUGGGCCAGUGCGGAACUGGGUGAGGGUCUGAGGCGUCUGGACUUCGCGGGUGCGGCCGCCCUGCCGAUACGGGGGCGCCGAGAGCCAUCAUGGAGAGCAGGUGCUACGGCUGUGCUGCCAAGUUCACCCUCUUCAAGAAGGAGUACGGCUGUAAGAAUUGUGGCCGGGCCUUCUGUAACAGCUGUCUUAGCUUCAGUGCUCUGGUACCUCGGGCUGGCAACACUCAACAGAAAGUUUGUAAGCAGUGCCACACGGUCCUGACCAGAGGGUCUUCUGACCAUGCCUCUAAAUGGUCACCACCUCAAAACUGUAAGAAGCUUGUGGCAGCCUUGGAAGCCAAGCAAAAGCCCAGCACCUCCCAGAGCCGGGGACUGACCCAACAAGACCAAGUCAUUGCUGAGCGCUUAGCACGACUCCGCCAGGAGAACAAGCCUAAAUCAGUGCCCUCACAAGCAGAAAUAGAGGCACGACUGGCUGCACUAAAGAAUGAACUCCAGGGCUCCAUCCCGUCCACACAGGAGAUGGAGAAUCGGCUUGCAGCACUGCAGGGAAGAGUCCCACCUUCUCACAUGAAACCAGCAUACCAGGCACCAGACACCAGGACCCAAGCUCAGCAGACACAGGAUCUGCUAACACAGCUGGCAGCUGAGGUGGCUAUUGAUGAAAGCUGGGAACAAAGAGGCCCAGAUGCCUCCCUCCAGAAUGACCUCAACCAGGGUCGUGCAAGGACCCAGCACACUAAUUCCCAGGGGCAGGCCAGCCAGUCCCUGCAGGAGGAGAAGAGCAGGUUACUGGCUGAGGCAGCAGUUGAACUACGGGAGGAGAACACCAGGCAGGAGCGGAUCCUGGACCUCGCCAAGCGAUUGGCUGUACUGCAGGGACAGGACCCCAACAAAGUGAUCCUCCAGGCUUAUCACCUCCCAGACAGUGAUAAGGAUGAGGAUGAAGAGAAAGCCAUCCAGAGAGUCAUGCAGCAGCUCACUAAAGAAGCUGCCCUGGAUGAGGCAAGUGGCUUUAACAUCCCUGUGGUUCCAGCUCCCCGACCCCAGGUCCAACCCUGCAGGACAGAGACUAAGGCCCAGUCUCUGACUCCCACGCCUGAGCCUGAGGAAGAAGAACUCCCCUGGUGCUGUAUCUGCAAUGAAGAUGCCACCCUACGCUGUGUUGGCUGCGAUGGAGACCUCUACUGUGGCCGGUGUUUCCGGGAGGGCCAUGAUAACUUUGAUCUUAAAGAACACCAGACAACUGCCUACCGCCCCCGACAAGCUGACCAAGAACACUGAGGAAACCUUGAACCUUCUGAGGUGGCAGUACUACAGGCAGCCUGCAGGCCAAGGCAGCCACUCAGACCCAGUUUCAGGCGAUCCAGUGGAAUAGCAGAUCCAGCUCUGAUGGUAUACACACUCCUCCUUGAGCCUCAGUGUCCUGGAAGGAGGAAAGAUUCCACUGACGAUGAUGACUCUUAUAGAGGAGCCAAAGAGAAAGAGGAGUAAGGGCCCUUCUCUGAGAGUCCCAGACUAAAACUGAGAGGCAUGAUGAGAAAGACCAAGCUGAACUGGAGCUGUGGAGCUUGGCCCCAGGUCCCAGGGCCCUGAGUUGGAAUGCAAUGGAGCUAAUAAAAUAUGUUGUUGA